AUGGUGACAUCUAAACGAUCAAGACCUCGCCGAUCACAUGCGCUGGGAGGGUGCAGCACCUGCAGACGCCGGCAUGUGAAAUGCGAUCAAAAACGGCCCGUUUGUCGUACUUGCCGGGCCUUAGGCGUGAAAUGCGAGGGAUAUUCCGAUCAGGUCUCAUGGAUGCGCACUGAUGGUGGUGAGGAGGCUGAAAGUACUCGUGCGACUCGCCGGUAUCUUUAUACAGAGCAAUCCAGACUUUCUAUGAGCACUGCGCUUGGAUCUGAUCUUAUAUCAGGCUCUAUUGAUGCAUCACUGGCAGAGGUUGACUCAAGACUGCGAGACCCUGAACGGUCCCUCGAUGGUGAUAUUGUCAUUGGACCGUUUGCGGUUCUCGAUUUCUCUUCAGCGCCACGGAAGCCAGAGCAAGAAUUAGUGCACGAGAUUGCGCCCGUCAAGUCUAAUGAUAUGAGUUCUGCAGUUGAGGCCGACGAGACUGUGGAUCCUGAGAGACUGCACGAGCAUGGUCCCUCUCCAAUACUUGAUUCCCUGUCUCAUAUUGAUGACUUCCUCCGUUGGUCCGACCUAUUGAGCUUUGGCCUAGACCAGACGGAGUUUGCAACAAACGGUGCUUUGAGUAUGCCGAAUGAUUUCUCAUUUGAUAUGAGCCAAGAGAUGGGGUUGCUACCCGUUGACUCAAAUCACAACGAUGAUCUACUGCAAAAUUUCACAACACAACAGGCACCGGCAGAGCUUAUUUCUGCUGAUAUAGAUGCACUGAAAGAUGCCCCAUUCUUACUCAAACAUUUCCAGGAUAUUGUGAUCCCACACAUAAUGGCCAUUCCCUGUCGACAGAAGUCGCCCUGGAAGAUUUUGAACGUGCCGGCGGCGGUGGUUACAUACAGUGACUCGACCUUUCUUGGGACAGAAAGGGUCAGUCAUGCCAAACUUGCAAAUUUGUAUGGCUUGCUCGCCUGUUCUGCUAUUCAUCUUGUUUUGAACCCCUCGACAAUAUCGACAAAGCCGCCUGAGUAUUGGUGGAAGGUUGCCAAUCAGGCAUACAUGCAAGCUAAAGAUCAUAUGCAAACGUCUUUGCAUUCAGAAACACAGGGUUUAAAGAGAGCAAAAUAUAAAGACCAGCUGAUGGCUGCAUGCAUUCUCAUACAGUACACGAUUAUGUCUGGCCAACAACAACACGCCCGAUGUUUUAUGCUUGACGCAGAGCGGCUAUUACGUCUUCGGGGACUUUCAAAGACCCGAAUUUCGAAAAAGGCACGGCUUUUGCAUCACGUCUACACCUGGCUAAGAAUAGUCAGCGAGAGCACAUUUGUUCUACAUGAUUACAACCUCUCUUCCUCCUCCUUUGAAGCACUUGGUUCUCGAUUUCAAUCACAAUACACACCAAACUCGGAAGAAAUGGGGAACCCUGAGCCAAACCCUCGGCUGGACGAUUUCCUCCGCCUCGAAACACAAAACUCAGAUAGCGAUCUGAAUAUCGAUGAACCCAAGGACCAAACUUCGGGACUUCACGACAUCCACCUCCAGGACUCACGAAGUUAUCCUGAAACUUUAUACAAGCAAAUAUAUGGCAUCCCAGAAACCUGGCUUAGCCUUGUCUCGCAAACAACGAGACUAGCCAACGUUUUGGAGAUAUUCCGUAUUGCCCGUGAGGCCGGCCAGACCAUGAACCUCGAAGCAUGGGGAACACUACAGCGACGUAGCACACGCCUGGAAAACAUGAUCUGUUCUUUCAGUCUAGGCCGAACAAGAGCCGGAGUCCUGGAGCUCCACGCCGAUUCAAAAACGCACGGUCAUAUGGUGGAGGCAUUGAAUGCAGCUCUAGUAAUUUUCUUCUACAAACGAAUUCGACAGACCCACCCUGCUGCUUUGCAGGGUCAUGUUGAUAGUGUUAUUACAGCGCUUCAGGCGUGCAGUGCGACAUUGACCGAAGAUGAUCCCAGCGGACCCGGAACGGCGUGGCCGUUGUUUAUUGCGGGAUGUGAGGCAUUGUCAACCGCAAGACGAGAGGCGAUCAUGAGCAUGUUGGAUAGGGCGACCUCAGUAUGCGGAUUUGCCGCUUUUGGAACGGCCAGAAAUAUUAUCACCGAAGUCUGGCGCAAGCAGGAUGAGCAUCUGACUGCGAACCGGGGUGAAUCGAUGCCAUCGUGGGUUGAUACUGUGAAGCAAGGACAGAUAUGGCCUUUAUUUUGCUGA
Penicillium samsonianum is the source of this 2193-nucleotide messenger RNA. RefSeq names its product Zn(II)2Cys6 transcription factor. Gene Ontology annotation, molecular function: DNA-binding transcription factor activity, RNA polymerase II-specific; zinc ion binding; transcription cis-regulatory region binding. The record is from RefSeq and is a predicted model, not a curated record. Gene Ontology annotation, cellular component: nucleus. Gene Ontology annotation, biological process: positive regulation of transcription by RNA polymerase II. Lineage: Eukaryota; Fungi; Ascomycota; Eurotiomycetes; Eurotiales; Aspergillaceae. The coding region runs from base 1 to 2193 and encodes 730 amino acids. The transcript is spliced from 3 exons.